This is a messenger RNA of Dalotia coriaria, 2032 nucleotides long. Its product is annotated as glutathione hydrolase 1 proenzyme-like. Gene Ontology annotation, biological process: glutathione catabolic process. Gene Ontology annotation, molecular function: glutathione gamma-glutamate hydrolase. Lineage: Eukaryota; Metazoa; Arthropoda; Insecta; Coleoptera; Staphylinidae. The coding region runs from base 229 to 1950 and encodes 573 amino acids. Gene Ontology annotation, cellular component: plasma membrane. The transcript has 8 exons. The record is from RefSeq and is a predicted model, not a curated record.
ACAUUUGUUUAACAAUUUGUUUUAAAAAUACUUCAGUAUCCUCAAAAAAGUUAUUAUUUGCAUUCUAUACAAAUAAUUAGGUAGGAAAGUAUUAAUUGCUAACCAUUUUCAAAUCUCACAGUUUGGUAAGGAGCAGACAGUGCGUGAUAAAUAUUUUCAGUUCCCAGAAGAUAUCUCUCGUUGAAGAAGGAAGUCAAAUUUUGAGAAGGCGGUGAAAUUUUGUGCAAGAUGUUUUGCAAACUCACCAAAAAACAAACUACUAUUCUGAUCGGAGUGGUAUUUUUUGCAUUGAUUAUCAUCGGUGUGGGAACGGUGCUGUACGUUAAUCAAACACAGCAAAAAAGUCAUCAGAUAAAACGUCUUGGCGCCGCUGUUACUAACGGACCAGAGUGCGCCGUCAUUGCAAGAGACAUUAUUAAUAAGGGUGGAUCGGUGGUGGAUGCUGGCAUAGCAGCUGCUUUAUGCGAAGGUGCUUCAAUGUCACAGAGUAUGGGUCUAGGUGGCGGCUUUUUCGCCACUAUAUAUAUUAAAGAUACCGGAAAAGUUUAUACGAUCAAUGCGAGGGAGACUGCUCCGCAGGGCGUCACUGCCGAUAUGUAUUAUGGUAAUCUGAAUGCAUCAAGAACUGGUGGCUCGGCUGCAGCGGUCCCUGGAUUGAUCAGAGGGUUUCAAGAACUUCAUAAGCGAUUUGGUGUGUUACCUUGGAAAGAUCUUUUCCAGCCUACUAUAAAGAUGUGUCGUUCUGGAUUGUUAGUUAGCGCAUAUCUUGAUGGUGUAUACCGCAACAAUGUCGAUUUCUUAAAGAACACCAAAAGUUUUAGCAAUUUCAUCAACCCUAAAACUGGUGAACCGUUCACGGAAGGUGAAAGACUACUGCAAUUAAAGCUCGCUGAAACGUUAGAGGUCAUCGCCAGUGAACCAGACGCUUUAAAUGCAGGUUCUUUAACAAAAGGUUUUGUCCAAGAUGUUAAAGGCCUGGGUGGAAUCAUAACGGAAGAAGAUAUGAAUUCAUACAAAGCCCUUUGGACAGAACCUUUGGUAAUACCCCUAAGUAAUAACUAUACGUUGUACACAAUUCCUCCGCCGGGGUCAGGGGUGGUACUGGGACAUAUUUUAAAACUGCUUAGCGAGAAUUUAGAAUACGAUUUACUGGACAAACUGAAUAAUUGGCAACGCAUUUUGGAAAGUUUUAAGUUUGCGUACGGCAUGCGGACACAUUUGGGUGACCCGCUGUUUAUGCCUGAAGUUAAGACAAUUGUUGAACAAAUGAUGUCGCCGGAGUUUAUAUCUGAAACCCGCCUUAAAAUGCGUGAUAAUACCACAUUUCAAGAUCCGGAAUAUUACGGUGCAAAUGUUAGUGCGGUGGAGGAUCAUGGUACUGCACACAUUAAUGUCUUAUCACCAAAUGGAGACGCUUUCACGUUCACAGCCAGCAUCAAUUCAAUUUUUGGGGCAAAGGUAAUUUCCAACUCAACUGGAAUCAUUCUUAACGACCAAAUGAACGACUUUGCUACCCAGCGGUUGGACAGUGUUGGCGUUGCUGUUGCCACCGCCAAUUUGAUCGAGACAGGUAAAAGGCCACUGUCAUCGAUGUGUCCCAGUGUGAUCCUCGAUAGUGAAGGUCAUGUUCGAAUGCUUGUGGGUAGUGCCGGCGGGUCCGUUAUCACGACCGCAACAGCGCUUGUCAUUCUACGCCAUCUUUACUUUAACCAACCUCUGCAUGAGUCCAUUGGCAGCGCACGCAUGCACCACCAGCUGUAUCCUAUGCUUGUAACCUAUGAUUCUGGGUUUACCGAUGAGCUGUUAGAUGGUUUGCGACACCUUGGGCAUAAGAUGCAACUCUGGUCACCGGGCAAUUUGUUUGCGUCUGUCACGGCGGUGAGCAACUACAGUUUGACGGUGGAUGCAUCUUCGGAUCCAAGACGUAAUGGAUCCCGAGUCAUGAUAUAGAUUUAUAUAUAAUGAUCUGUAAAUUUAAAUUUGUACUUUUUUCUGUAAUGCCUUAAUGCCCUAAUUACAAUAUCAGGAAAUU